CAAUACCAGCUUAUUUGUCAUUGCAGCAACCUAGCGAGGGAGUUCAGGGUCCUUCCAAAUUCUUCUCAGGCAGAUCAUCGGUGUUUGCCUACAACUGCUCGCUUUUUGCUCCGUGCGACUGGUAGCAGAGUCCUACUACUCCUUUUGGUGGAAAUCAUCUCGAUUUGGUCUUCUGCAUCCAUAUCUAUCUUCACGAGGUUUCCAGCCCGACCUGACCAUGUGCACCGGGAAAUGUGCAAAAUUUAUCGGCAAACUCCUGUUCCCGUUAGGAAUCUGCGCAAUUGUUGCAAAUCUGCUGCUGUACUUCCCAAAUGGCAAAAUCCCAGAGAUGGAACAGAUCACAGAUUUUGUCUGGUUUUUCCAUGGCAUCGUUGGGGCUGGAUUAUUGGCUUUCCUACCAGCAUUUAUGAUGCUGGGUGCGGGUGGAGAAGGAUGCUGUGCAAACCGAUGUGGGAUGUUCCUGACUAUACUUCUGUCGGCACUGGGCGCCAUUGGAGGAGCGUACUGCGUGGUCAUCUCUGCAAUGGGUUUGGUUCGUGGACCUCUGUGUGACACUGGAGAUGGUGAAUACAUAUACCCCUUCAGGAAUGAUACAGACGAGGACAAUUAUCUCUUCCACCAUGACACGUGGAGCUUGUGUAAAAAACCCGAGAACGUGGUGCUGUGGAACGUUGUCCUUUUCUCCAUCCUCUUAGGGAUCGGCGCCAUUGAAACCGUCCUGUGCCUCGUUCAAGUCAUCAAUGGUGUCAUCGGAGUGAUCUGCGGCACAUGCUUGAGGAAAAGAAGAAUCAAUACUACUGAAGAGUGAACACGAAGACACCCUGCGGGCGAACCGCAUACCCGGAAAACCUCCAGUCCAUGAUUUUAAUUUUUUUUUAUUAUAGUGUUUGUACUGAUGUAGCAGAGCUGAAUUGGUUAAUGCAAUGGAGCAGAGAUUGUCAUUUAGUACAACCCGCUGUGAUAUCAUGAUGCAUCAUCUGCAGUUAAUGUGGUACUGCAGGUAGGUAAUGACUUAUCAUCAAGGGGUUGUCCUGUCUCGUGUAAAUAAAGUUUCAUUGUAUUGUG
Molecule: messenger RNA, 1065 nt
Organism: Bufo gargarizans (Asiatic toad)
Lineage: Eukaryota; Metazoa; Chordata; Amphibia; Anura; Bufonidae
Product: transmembrane 4 L6 family member 1-like
Exons: 6
Coding region: 218-808 (196 amino acids)
Cellular component (GO): membrane
Source: RefSeq, a predicted model, not a curated record